CAGUUACCAAAACGCCCACUGGGCCCAGCGUCCUGAUCAGUUGUUAAAUAGAAAAUUAUUAAAAACAAUGUAGAUUUUAGUCGUGAGUUUAGCAGUCUUUCUCGCUAUUUCAUUAUUCAAAAAUCCAGACAACCCACUGAUCAGACCCGUUGAAAUUGAUAGAGGAAGAGUUCAAGUGGAGACAAAGUGUUAUCUGUUUUUGUUGCUUUUUUUAUUUGACUGCUCGGAGUCACUCAUUUCAGGAUCAUGGAAAUGUGCACACGUUCCCAUGACGAGAUCGUCCACAUAAACUCUCUCUCGGACGACAUCAAGGCCCUUUAUCUGAACGAUGACUACAGCGAUGUCACCCUCAGGGUCGAAGGAGAAUCGUUCAAGGCUCACAAAGUCAUCCUGGCAGCAAGGAGCGAGUAUUUUAGGGCUUUAUUAUAUGGUGGCAUGAGAGAGUCAAGCCAGACGGAAAUUUCCCUGUGUGUCUCUAAUGUUGUUGCAUUUAAAUCGUUACUUAAAUACAUAUACACGGGACGAUUGUCACUUGCAACAUUAGUGGAAGAUGUCACGCUGGACAUUCUCGGCCUUGCUCACCAAUAUGGGUUUCAGAACCUGGAAAAAGCAAUCUGUGACUUCUUCAUCGACUCCCUCUCCACGCAGAAUGUCUUCUCUAUAUAUGAUGCGGCACGGUUAUACCAGUUAAAAAACCUAACGGAAACCUGCAAGACAUACAUCGAUCAGAACAUUCCCUCCACCUUAGCCUCCCACACCAACAGCUUCUUACUUCUUUCUGCUGAAGGGCUGAAAGAAAUAAUAGAAAGGCAUUCCUUCUAUGCACCUGAACUCGAGAUUUUUAAAAUUGUCCUUGCCUGGUGUGAAGCGAACAAUAUGAAAGGAACUCCACAGCUCCAGCAUGUUUUGAGUGCUGUUAGAUUUGAGCUCAUGUCUCUUGAGGAUCUUUGCACCGUUGUCAGACCUUCUGGCCUUGUCGCGUCUGAAACUAUCCUCGAUGCUUUAGAACAACAGACCAGCCUGCGUUGCAAUGCUCUUCGCUACCGUGGAACUCUUAAUGUAAAUGUAAACAUGGCAGAGCCAUGUUGGGGCACGCAAGUACUUCAAGGAGAAAUGAAAUCCGCCUUGCUCGAUGGCAACACGAUGAAUUACGAUAUGGAAAACGGCUAUACAAGACAUUCAAUCAAUGAUGUCCGGGAUAGUAUUAUUAUUAAAUUGGGUUCACAGUGCAUCGUAAACCACAUUAAAAUGCUUCUUUGGGACAAAGACUUAAGGUCAUACUCUUAUUAUAUUGAAGUGUCGAUUGAUAAAAAGGACUGGGUUAGAGUGAUAGAUCACACAAAUUAUUACUGUAGAUCAUGGCAAAAGCUUUAUUUUGAACCAAGAGUUGUAAAUUACAUAAGAAUUGUCGGUACUUACAAUACAGUCAAUCCUGUUUUCCAUAUCGUAGCUCUUGAAGUUAUGUAUUCUACAGACAACUUCGUCCUUGUCGAUGGGCUAAUUAAACCUCUUUACCAUAAUGUUGCAACAACGAAGGAGAGUGCAUCUGUUAUUGAAGGAGUGUGCCGUACAAGGAAUUCCCUUCUUGACGGUAACUUGGUCUACGACUGGAAUAACGGGUACACGUGCCACCAGAUCGGAAGCGGGGCUAUACUCGUGCAACUCGGUCAGCCUUAUAUGAUAGAUUCAAUGAGCCUUCUCCUGUGGGACCGAGACGAUCGCAGUUAUCGUUAUUACGUCGAAGUGUCUGUCAACAAGAAGAACUGGGAAAUCGUUUGGGACAAACGGGAAGAAGAUUGUCAGUCCUGGCAGCUCAUUGUUUUCCCGAUCAGGCCAGUCGUAUUCAUACGCAUUAUUGGGACAAAUAAUACAGCAAAUGAAGUAUUCCAUCUCGUCCAUAUUGAGUGUCCGUCAAUGAUGUGUACUAAAGAGACAAUCAAGAAACAAAAAUAUACACAUAGCCAGGAAAAAGAGGAGCCAAAAUCAUUUCAAGCCCGGGAAGAUUCGCUGUUUGGUAUGUCGAGACAGGUGGAUAGCGUAGAUGACUUUAUAGGACUGAGACGAAGGACGCCAGAGGAACUAGAGAGGCUUUUCCAGGAUUAACAAUCCCAAAACAACACGAGUUUUUCGCUUCAAUUUAAAUUGAGGGGGGAAACGAACAAUAAAUGGCGUUAAAGUUUUA
Molecule: messenger RNA, 2182 nt
Organism: Cimex lectularius (bed bug)
Lineage: Eukaryota; Metazoa; Arthropoda; Insecta; Hemiptera; Cimicidae
Gene: BTBD9
Product: BTB/POZ domain-containing protein 9
Exons: 10
Coding region: 247-2103 (618 amino acids)
Biological process (GO): adult locomotory behavior; modulation of chemical synaptic transmission; circadian behavior
Molecular function (GO): protein binding
Source: RefSeq, a predicted model, not a curated record